Molecule: messenger RNA, 1201 nt
Organism: Diachasmimorpha longicaudata
Lineage: Eukaryota; Metazoa; Arthropoda; Insecta; Hymenoptera; Braconidae
Product: glutamine amidotransferase-like class 1 domain-containing protein 3, mitochondrial
Exons: 5
Coding region: 92-895 (267 amino acids)
Source: RefSeq, a predicted model, not a curated record
AUUCAACAUUCACAAACCCAAAAUAAUGAUCAGUUAAUUGAAAUCCCAUUAAAGUGAUUCAGCCGUCAAUAAAUUUCCCCACCACCUAAAGAUGCUCCGUGCAAUCGCUCCCCGGACCCUCCAGCUGAUCUCUCCAGGAUGCGUCAAGACUCCAGCCUCUCACCUCUCCACAACCGUAACCAAUAAAACAGCGAAAGAAACUUGUGACCCCACACCAGUUGUCGUUGUUCUCUGCGGCUGCGGUGGCCUCGAUGGUACAGAGAUAUCCGAAUCCAUUUCUCUCGCUAUAAAUCUCUCGCACCAUAAUUUCUAUCCGAAAUUCUUCGCUCCCGACAUGGAGAUAUGCGGUGUCGUCGAUCAUUUGACGAAGGAGCCUGAUACAUGCGGUUUACCGAGAAAUUCACUAGUCGAGGGGGCACGAUUAGCCAGAUCGUCUAUCAAAUCAUUGAGCGAUUGUAAAGCUCUCUGUGGCGAGGCCUUAAUUAUACCCGGAGGUUUUGGAGCUGCUCGAACCAUGAGUGACUUUGCAUCUAAGGGAGCUGAAUGUACCCUAAUACCCGACUUGAAACGAGUCAUCCAGGAGUUCAAUUGUGAGAAAAAGCCUAUUGGUACGAUUUGUAUUGCGUCAGCCCUCGUUGCAAGAGUUCUUGAGGGCGUCAAAGUGACCCUUGGAAAGGAAGGAUCUAAGGAAGAAUGGCCUUACGCGGAGGCUAUCCGCAGGGUCAAGGACAUGGGUGCAAAAGUCGAGGAACAGGAUGUCAAAGGUGUUACCUACUGUGAAAAGUACAACGUUUAUUCCACCCCGGCCUGGAUGUACUCGCAAGCCACUUACCACGAGGUUCACCAGGGGAUUGGAAAUAUGAUUGAACAAAUGAAGAAGAAAAUUGUUCGUUAAAGUCAGAAUGACAGACACCACCAUCAUGAAAUGGAGAUAAUGUUCAAGGGUAGACGAUUUGUAACAAGUUGAAUAAAUCAAGCAACAGAGCCACCCACAACCGGACAACAUCUGCCAACUGCAUAGAGAAGUGUAAGUGAACCAACCGGUCGCAUUUAUCACUUGCACCUCGACAUUCAGACCCGGAUAAUGCACCUCAAGGACAACUGCGGAGGUUAUUUAUAAAUUCGAAAAAUCGUCAUGUGAUUUGAUUGAAAAAUAAAUUAUUCAAAUUGAAUACCGCGCGCAGAGAAAUUUCUAGGGAAA